GCCAUGGAGCAGGGGAAGAAGAAGCAGACGGGGAGGCUGCAGAAGGUCCUGAGGGAGCAGAAGGCCAGGCUGUACAUCAUCCGCCGCUGCGUCGUCAUGCUUCUCUGCUGGACUGACUGA
Lolium rigidum is the source of this 120-nucleotide messenger RNA. RefSeq names its product small polypeptide DEVIL 2-like. The record is from RefSeq and is a predicted model, not a curated record. Lineage: Eukaryota; Viridiplantae; Streptophyta; Magnoliopsida; Poales; Poaceae. The transcript has a single exon. The coding region runs from base 4 to 120 and encodes 38 amino acids. Gene Ontology annotation, biological process: negative regulation of cell population proliferation.